Messenger RNA from Alosa sapidissima (American shad), 3554 nucleotides. It is a transcript of the gene lrsam1, whose product is annotated as leucine rich repeat and sterile alpha motif containing 1. The coding region runs from base 360 to 2525 and encodes 721 amino acids. Gene Ontology annotation, molecular function: protein binding. The record is from RefSeq and is a predicted model, not a curated record. NCBI's taxonomy places the organism in Eukaryota, Metazoa, Chordata, Actinopteri, Clupeiformes, Clupeidae. The transcript has 26 exons.
GAACAUUCUCUAAAAAUAAAUAAUGAAACACAGAUGACUACGAUUUCGUCAAUAUAUCUAUGUAGAUAUAAGAAUACCGAAUGCUUAACUUGUCGACACAUUGAAGAUCUACAGUAACUUUACCACACUUUACCACGUCUAAACCGAAAUUUCACAGCUACAAAAGCCUCUUGUGGAUACAUUGACUACAUUGACUGGAUACAUUGACUUACUAAAAAAUACUUUGAUUGGCAGACUGACUUGGAAUUGGCAGAAGGUGUGUGAUUGUUCUAUGGUGCGGACUCACAGAUAGUGCCAAGGCCACCUCACAACCACCCUCAAGGCCGGCAGGACAGUCAGGUGGCACUACUGUCUGAACCAUGCCACUUUUCUUUAGGAAGAGGAAGCCAAGUGAAGAUGCCAAGAGGCGCCUGGAGUAUCAGCUGUGCUUGUCUAAAGAGGCAGGAGCUGAUGAUGUCCUGGACAUUUCAUCCUGUGAGCUGAGUGAGGUUCCCUCCUGUGCUCUCUCUAUCUGUAAAGUGCUGCAGAAGAAGGCCCUCAUACUCAGUGACAAUGAGCUGAAGUCUUUCAUCCCAAAAGGCUGUUCAGUCAUCUCCCUCUUAACACUGAAGGUUUUAGAUAUUCACAAUAACAAGCUGGCCUCUCUCCCUGAUGACAUUGGCCUGUUGACAUCACUCCAGGUGCUGAAUGUAGAGAAGAAUCAUCUUAAAGGACUACCAAAAUCCAUUGGAGAUCUUUGCAGUUUAAAAACUCUCAAUCUGAAAGGGAACUGUCUGCCUGAGCUGCCUGCUGUGGUGGGGCACAUGAGGAGCCUGAGAACUCUGGACCUAAGUGAGAAUAAUAUCAGGGAGCUGCCCCAGUACUUGGCCCAUGCUCGCUGCUUGGAGUGCUUGACGCUGGACACGUCUCUGAUGACCUACCCUCAUUCCUCUGUGUGUGCUGCUGGCACUGAGGCCAUCCAGAGGUUCCUGUGUGCUGAGCUGGGCCUGGAGUACUGUCCACCCUCAGAGUGCCAGAAUGCCCCAGAGCCAGAUAGGACAGCCAUGGAGACUAACUGUGUCGAUGAGACUGACUUGGUCUGGCAGGAUAAUUUCAUGGGGUAUGAGAAGAGAAAGGAGCAGAAGCAGCAGGAGAAGCUGCUGUUUGAGCAGGAGCUGGAGGCGAAGCAGAGGGAACAGGCCCAUCUCAUCCACAUCAAGAACUCCAACAAGGACAAUGUCCUAAUGUGUGUCAGAGAGGAGCAGGAGCGUGUGGACAGGGGUCUGUCCCAACAGCAGCAGGCUCUGGAGGUGGAGAGACAUCGCAUUCUGCAGAGGGUGCGCGACACCGAGAGAAACGUCAUGGGCCGCAUCACCAGCUUGCUGCUGGACAACUCCCGCCAACUGAAGACAGCUGAGAUACUACAAGCCAUGGAGGAGGACAGGAUGCGUGUGGAUCAUCUCACUGCUGUGACUCAAGAUGAGGCUGACUCGCUGCGGAAGAAAGAGGUAGCAGCGGCCAUGCAGAAGAUGCUGUCUGAGAGUUUCUCCAUGCGUCUGCUGCAGGAGGCCAGUGAGGGCCGGAGACAGAGCCUGGUGACUGCGGCCUACCGGAGUAUAGAGAAUCAGGACAGGAAGCUGGAGCAGGUCUUAUUGCUGCAGCAGCUGGAGAAAUCUAAAGCCGUUGCUGAAAUCCUGCAGGAGGAGGAGAUGCAGAAGGCUGCCUUUGAGGCCCUGCAGCUGCAGAAGGAUAGUGUCCACGGUUAUAUUCGUAAUCAGAUUAAGCUAAUAGAAGCAGAGUUAAUGCAGCUGACACAUCUGGAGGUAAAGAGGAGGGAUCUGGAUGCUGAGAACCUGCAGUUUGUGAUGUCGGAUCAGCGCACAGCCCUGUCGGACAUGCUGCAGAUGCUUCUGAAGCAGAAGGACCAGAGAGAGAAGGAGCUGCGGCACAAUCUGAUUGAGCUGGAACGGAAGAGUGAUUCCAAUCUGCAGAACUACUGGAUGAUCCAGUACCAGAGACUCCUGGACUCGAAGCCUCUCUCACUGGCCAUGCAGGAGGCUGGCGUGGAGCGGGAUCUGGUGGAUCUGCUGUCCAAGCUCUCUGCUGAGCACUACCUGCCCAUCCUGGCUCACCACCGCGUCACGUCCAAGGCUCUCAAUCACAUGACCACCAGUGACCUCAGCAAAAUUGGUGUGAAUGAGGUGGGCAUACAAAAGGCUCUACUAAACUGGGCAAAGACACACAUCCCCAUGCCAACAAAGGUGGCCCUUGCGGCCGAGGAGGAGCCUGAGGCAGAGGAGGUAGCCGGCCCGUCCCAGCCCAGCGCCUCCUCUCCAGAGGCCACCCCUCCCCUGACCCCCUCGGCCCCCACCCCCACGGAGAGCCCCAGCAGCUCGGAGUGUGUGGUGUGCAUGGAGCGUGGGUCGCAGGUGAUCUUUCUGCCCUGUGGGCACGUGUGCUGCUGCUACGAGUGCAACGAGGCCCUGCAGUUGUGCCCGCUGUGCCGCGCUGCCAUCGAGCAGCGUGUGCGCCUCUACCACGCCUGACGAGGCCGAGUCCGUCCGUCAUGUCCGUUCAAAUCACCAACGCACCAGUUCUGAUGCAGUGUACUCACGCUGUCUUUCUGCAUGCACUUUCCACCAUAUUAGACUGCAAUAUUUCCCACUAAGACAUCAUCAUCAUCGCGAUGUUCAUCAUCUCUGCCCUCUGCCAAAGAGAAGCUCUUUAUCAUCGGCCAAAGCCAUAUGGAAUCAGUCCAGACCAUGAGAUACUUCAGGGGCUCUAUAAAGUGGGUCUGAGUUUUGAACUAAGUGCUAAGUCUAACUAAGUUUUGAACUAAGUCCUGUGAUCUAGUGUUUUCAAGAGAAAGAGAUGCGUUUAUAAGGCAGAGAAUGCUAAAGGAAAUGGUACAUCAGAGGGAAGUAUUUAUUUUCAGUUUGCAUGACAGUCAGUACUGUUCAUUUGUAUGCAUUUUAAUGUGGGAAAGUCUAAAAUGUGAAGCCAUUUGGAAUUAUGUUUUUGUGUUUGUUUUUUAUGUCUAUCUCUCACAAACUUAGUUAUAUUAAUAAGAGCUGUUGUUAUUCAGUAGACAGAUGAAUUCAAGUAUGUUAAAGGUCUUAUCUCAACAUGCCCAUCUGUAAGUGCCCUAAACUGGAUGGUAUAAAUCUGUUUUACACUGACAGUGAAUGCUUUCUUUCAACACCUGAUCUCCGCACGUGUGCCUUUUCCUGUUUGUGGCAUCUAUACGUCACAACAAUCAUGAGUAGUACUCUAUAGUCCUCUCUCUUCCACUACUGGCAUAAAUGGCAGUCAGACUAAAGGUGCUUUGAGGACAGCCAGACCAUCUAUGCUGUCCACAUCACAUCACCUAAUAAUUACUCCACUUCCCACACAUUUAACCCCACACCCUCCCUCCAUAUGAAAGGCAUCAUUCUAAUUUUCACCCUUUACAGUCUCAUGCGACUUAAGUGCUCUUACUAUUCAUACUAACAGUGCAUGCUUUCCAUUACAUUACUGUACAUAUACUGUAUGCUGAAUACAUAUUAUACUCAAUAAAUUAUUUAUCCCUAAAAUCA